AUCUCGUCAAAUUAGCCCCACGUAGGGAUAACUGCCGAUGUCAGCUCUAAAUGCAAAGGCAAUGCACGCAGUUCGAUGCUAUGGAUUCUUAUGAGUUCAACACCCUCCCCCUCCACCCAUAGUCAGAGGACCCUCGGCCUUCCCCUCACACUGUUAGGUCUUUUAUCCUUCGCUUAUACACGUUUCCUGGACGAUGUGUAGCCCAUUCACUCAAUCGGAACCUUGUCUACAUAGGCAAAAGUCUGCGACAACCAUUUACGUAAGUGCUGCCCGUAUAUAUACUACCAAUUAAACAUCUCAUAUCGUUGUAGUCCUCGUCUACGUCACAACAUUCACACACGACUCGUCGCCCUGAAUCCGAUACAUCGAGCCACUUCCAUUCAUUAAUAGUAUGCACUUCUCAAUGAACCUUAUAGAGCAUCAAGGAACCAACUAUGCCGGAGCGAUGGUCGGCCUGUUCACGAGCGUUGAAACAAUACGAUGAAAGCAUGAUCAAGAAUUGGAAGGAAGAUAUCGACACUGUACUUGUUUUCGCUGGUCUCUUCUCGGCCGUUCUUACCGCGUUCAUUGUUGAACUCUAUCGACAGCUUCAAUACGACCCAGCGGAAGCGACGGCGCUCCUUCUCCAACAGAUUUCCACCCAAGUAUCGCUCCUGGGGACGGAUGCCAUUCAGAACUUCACAGUUCAGACAUAUGCCGGGCCAGACGCUGUCUUCACACCUGAUGCGGACUAUGUCACUAUCAAUACGACUUGGUUCGCAGCUCUCGUCUUUAGCCUUCUCUCAGCACUCAUCGGUCUAGUAGCCAAGCAAUGGUUAAGGGCAUACAUAACUACGCUAUCUUCAUCUCCUCGUGAAAACGUCCGUCUACGUCAGUAUCGCCAUGACGGUCUUGUGAAAUGGCGACUUGCCGAAAUCGUUGGUGCGCUCCCUAUCCUGCUAGAAAUUGCUCUAGUGCUAUUCCUUUAUGGUCUUCUUGAGCUCCUCGCCAAGCUCAACUCCACGAUAUCCGGCGUCAUCUCUGCGUUCGUCGCUAUGACCUUCCUUUUCUACCUCAGCACCGCUGUCAUUCCGGCCUUUUCAUCCAGUAGCCCCUUCAAGUCACCACAAUCAUGGGCUAUCUCGGUUUGUAUCUGGAAAGUAUUACGGCUCUUCAAACGUCUGAAACCAAAAUGGAGCGCUGGAGACAUCCUUGGAGCAUCCAUGGACGAUGAUUCAAUUGGACCUUUACCGGGAAGUUGGAGGGAUCGUGAAGUCGAAUCGGUUCGUCUGCGAGCAGACAGGCUUGAUCGACGGGCAUUGGCUCGGACAUACCAAAGUUCCCUAGAUGAAGACUUCCUCGAUCUCGUCACACCCUGCAUCAAUGAUCUGAAGUCCGAAGACGCGACCACAUUGAUAUUCGAGAUCAUCGCAAGGAGAGGCGAAUGUACUGUCCCCACUCUACUCGAUUCCGUUCGUACCAGUCCGUCUACAUUGAUCCUCAACAAGUUCAUCUUGCGGGCAGGAGAAAGGGGGUCUGAUCGGCUCGUUAGGAUGUUUCUCGACGUUCUACCCAGGAUGAUGCACGACGCUGAGCGCUCGAAGAUUACCGUCCUGGAUAUCCUGCAUGUCUUGCGGAAGCUUAUCACAGAAGCUGAACGGGCCGUGUGCAAGAAUGCGACCCAUAGGAAAGUGUUAGAUACCCUGGCUCUACUCAUUGACGAACGAGGAACGUAUCAUAUUCAGAGAGCUUCAUUACGGCUUCUCUGGGAAAUGUCCCACUUUGGUUGUAACAUGGAUUAUUGUCCUGAUGGCAUCGGAAAUGUUAUCCUCACUGCGAGAGACGCUCUUUCUCGAAACGAUCAUGAUACAUUCGUUCGCGCCAGUAACGUCCUACUACUUCGUCUUCCCUCCCUUGAGGGCCACGACUCUUGGCAUGGCCGCGAAUGGCUUGAUAGUUGGAUUCGCGACCUUGAACGCUACUUCCGUACACGAAACCUCUUGGGCCUCCGGUAUGAUGUUCAUGAUAUCAACACACAGUGGUGCUCCGGUUUGGUUGCUAUCUCUACCAAGGAAAGAGAACUCCUCCGCGAGGGUCUCAUUCUUGCCUUAGAAGAAGGCGCAAUGCGUGGACUUGUAGAUUGCGACUUUGAAGAGGGCGAUGCGCUCAACCAUUUGAGGGUUACCUAUUUGACAGUGGAGCGUUUCUCGUUCGGUUUUCCUGUCUUCCGGUCACAUUCCAUGGCGUCACAUUAUGUCGAAGACAAGGGCGUCACAGAGGUGCAGAUGGAAGAAGCGAAACAGGAAUACGGUGAAGAAGACUAAUACAUCCACACGAGGGAUUAGAUGUAAUAGGUGUCACCGCACCCAGACUUACGGCUCUGCCGUAAAGGUAGAGACUUCCAAGAAUCGUUGCUUCCGCCGCCCCAAAGCUAUUGCAACCAAUUCUGUAUAACCCUAACGAGUUUCCGCGAAGAAUCGUCACGCCAGAAGUGUGUUGCCCCCUUGACUUUCGCAAUCUCCAAUGUGCCUCUUCCCUCGCCUUGAACUUCCUUGCGCAAAGCGUCGGCCCAACUGUCAUAGCUCCCCACGCCAGUGAAAUCAUCUUGGUCACCGUAGAUUAUUAGAACGUUGGAUCGUGGUUCAUGGAGCAGAGAGUUGAGUGCCGCGGUGUAUAACUUCCCAUUGAAGGCCGUCAACCAUGAUCGAGGACCCAAUGGGUAGGAGAGAAUGAUAUGUGAGGUCUUUAUCUGGUCAAGGAGGGGAAACGACGAGGCAAUCAAAGACCCGUAUGAAUACCCCUAACGGCAGUAGGACAGUAACAAUAGAUAUCAUUAGCUAACCCAUCCAGCUCUCAGUCUAUACAGUUACACUUACAACAAUUAGUACGGACUCUAUGGAAGGUAUCUGAGAUAGGGCCCAAUGUACCAGCUCGCGAAGGUCCUCUGCUUCGCGUGUGCCAGU
Messenger RNA from Somion occarium, 2942 nucleotides. The record is from the annotation of a GenBank genome assembly. NCBI's taxonomy places the organism in Eukaryota, Fungi, Basidiomycota, Agaricomycetes, Polyporales, Cerrenaceae.